Folsomia candida is the source of this 2832-nucleotide messenger RNA. RefSeq lists its product as uncharacterized. Gene Ontology annotation, cellular component: SCF ubiquitin ligase complex. The record is from RefSeq and is a predicted model, not a curated record. The coding region runs from base 705 to 2786 and encodes 693 amino acids. Gene Ontology annotation, biological process: SCF-dependent proteasomal ubiquitin-dependent protein catabolic process. The transcript has 10 exons. NCBI's taxonomy places the organism in Eukaryota, Metazoa, Arthropoda, Collembola, Entomobryomorpha, Isotomidae.
UUUGCGAAGUUCAUCUUCGGGUCAAAAGUAAGGAUGAGUUCAAAGAUGGGCAUGAUCGGUUAGGUCGGUGGGGGUCUUUUAAGUGGUUAGGGACUGAAAAAAUUUCAAAUGUCAUAGAAAAGUCCCAAAUUUGUCGUAGGAAAUUGAAAUUUUGACAACGGGUGAGACCGUAGGGACUAAUCCAUACAGAUUUUUCAAAAAUAUGCCACUCCACCAGUCAAUGGUCGUUUUGACCGACAACCGCAACGCCUGACUCGGGCUAAAUAAAGGCUGCACAUUGGAAAUUUCAAGUUUACUAUUAGACAUAAUACCCUCGAGAUUUUUAGCUUAAAAAAUCAAUCAAAAAAUUACGAUGAUUUCAUCUUUCAGAAUUAAAUCUCUAUGUUUGCCCAUUCAAAAGUUAUUAAAGGUCAAAGUAGUUGGUGUCUGUGCGAUGGACUUCAGACACCAAUGAUUUUAAAAAUAAUUAUUUUAUUUGCAACUCGACCAUUUGUCGCAACCGUUAAAGGAGACGCGUUACCUAGAUACUUAAGGUCAAGCAAUCGUGCGUGCAUGGCUACAAACUCACGUAAAAAAACACAGACGCGCCACAAAGCAUGAAAGAAUCCAGACAAAAGUUAUCAGUAAAUUAGCAGGUGCAUGCACUUCAGGCAAAUGUGCAUUUUCAAAUUUCAUGUUUAUACGAUUCCAAAAUUCUUUGCGAAAUGAGUCUACACCUCGACGAGUACUUUGCAAUCUGCGAAAUUCGUCCAGAAAUUGGGCGCAACAGGUUUGAGGAGCCGGACGAAAGUGAGGAAAGGUAUGAAAGCAUCCGCCGAAUUUUCGACAACUUGUGCUUCAUCCGGAAACAGAGAGUCUUGAAUUCUCCAGACAAUGAGAAAAAGUUGGAAAUCUUGUACUCCACGCCACGCUCGGUGGCACAUCGGGCAAAGUCCUCGCCGGCUGUCGACCUCAGCCCGGAACUCAGAGCGAGGACGGCCGAGGCUCGCAUGGACUUUGGAAAUGUUCCGGUACAAUUUUUGCAAUCUCUCGGCAACUAUUUGGACCACGGAACAUUGUUGAGGUGUCGAUUAGUGUGCCACUCUUGGAAUCAGGGGAUGACCACGGGAUCGCCGGCAGUGCUCUUGGAUAGGACCGUGUUCCGACUGAACCAGUCCCUCGAUCUGGUGGAACGUUGUAACACGCAGGUGAAAUGGCGUCACGUCAAAACUUCAUUUUUCCCCUGUAUCGAAACCCAAUCGGUUUAUCAUCAGAAAUAUUUGGUCAAUAAACUCCACCAGGAUGCCAUGAAUAAUAACAAAGAGCGAAAAAUUGGACAAUUUUCACCUCUAUUUUGUCGCGUUACAAGUCUCACCGUGACAAAUGUGGAGCUCAGCAAGGAUUGUUUUCUCAAAUGGCUGACCACCUGUGCGUCUGGCACCCUGCGAACCGUCGAGUUCCACUCGUGCGUUGUAAAGAAGUCUAAAAUCAUUUGGAAAAGUCGGGGUGGCGAGAAAGGUUCGGAAACCGGAGGGAUUUCGACCCUUAAAGGAAAAAAUAUGAGCUUGGCGUCACUCGUGGAAUUUGGCACGAUCAUCCUCGUCGUUUCGAAGGCGUUAAAAGUUUUGGAAAUUGGGGUCCGCCAAACGCACGAGAUUCAGCGGAUCCGCAGAACUAAACUGGAAACGGACCUCAGUUCCGUGCUCCUCGAAAUAGUAACCACGCACGGAAGAUCACUGGAAUCAGUGGAGGUCACUUUGCCCCCAUUUUCCCAGGGGGACGGAUUCUGCCAACUUUUCACCCGACUGGGAGCAUGUGUCUGGCCGAAAUUGGAAAAUUUUGGGUUUACCGUGAUCAAAAAUGGGGACGAGAAGGUCACAAUUUUGAACCCGAGGGAGCUUGGAUUUUUGGGGUAUGAUCAUGUCACCCGGAUUGUGGAGAGAUUGGUCCGAGGAGGAAAACUGAAGCGGUUAAGUGUUCCAUUCUGGGUUUGUAAGGAUCCCCACAGUUCUGAAAAGGCGUCGAUCUUAUACACCGCUUUGCUAAACCUGCAUGAACUUGGGGCUCAAUUUCGCCUCGUGAAAAGUGAUAACGAAAAUUCAGGAAACUUUGAAAAUUUUGAGGUUGAAGAUUUAGACAAUCUUCAGAAAUCUCGUGAGGUUGAGGUUAACAAUGGGGUCAAGGAGAAUAACUACGUGAAUCCUCUGCUGUCCAAAAUAUUUGGCGAGGUGCCACGACUCUUGACUAAAUUGGUCAUUUACGGAACAGUUUUUCCAGCCCGAUUGAAAAGAUGUUUCCCAUUUUUGAAAGAACUCCGCAUCGUCUCUGACAUGGUCACUCCGACGGAUUUUGUCCGGAUUUUGGACGCUUUCCCAAAAUUGGAGUCGCUUUGUAUCUCCGAAGUUAAAGACUUUGAGGACGUCACUUUGAUGGGGGUGGAACCCAAAUUGAUGCAAUUCCUCAAAGAGAAGAGUUUAUCCAGGAGGAAGAAUAAAAUGGAGAAAAAUCAUGCCCUUUUUCACCUUCAGAAUUUGCGAAUUCUUCGCCUUCACGGAGCCAUGGAGGUUACAGACAUGGGAAUUCUCCACUCUUUCACGGGAAUGAAAAACUUGGAAAUUUUGGAAAUGUCGGGGUCAAAGUUAAAUGUGAGUAACACGGGAUUGGCGUAUAUUGCUGCAAAUUGUCCCCAAUUGCGUGAAGUGGUGCUUGACUUGAGCAAGGAUACGAUUGAUGACGCUGGCAUUGAGGCAUUUUUGGGGCAGCUCCCACUCCUUCAGAAGCAUCGAGGAAGGAUCUCUGUCCUUUGAAUUGGUUCAGAAACGAUUAAAAUCAUGAUUUUUCAUUAGAAAUAUG